This is a messenger RNA of Lasiosphaeria miniovina, 2928 nucleotides long. Its product is annotated as P-loop containing nucleoside triphosphate hydrolase protein. The record is from RefSeq and is a predicted model, not a curated record. The transcript has 2 exons. Gene Ontology annotation, cellular component: P granule; cytosol. NCBI's taxonomy places the organism in Eukaryota, Fungi, Ascomycota, Sordariomycetes, Sordariales, Lasiosphaeriaceae. The coding region runs from base 1 to 2928 and encodes 975 amino acids. Gene Ontology annotation, biological process: regulatory ncRNA-mediated post-transcriptional gene silencing. Gene Ontology annotation, molecular function: helicase activity.
AUGAAUUAUCAUGAGCCAAUAUACUCGGGCAAUGUGCCCAAGCCCUUUUUCGUUGUCCCACCAAGGACCUCGCAGGCCGUUGUUAUUAUCGACCCAGACCAGCAGCAGGCCGGGCGAAGACAGGAGCUACGACAGAAUGCACACCAUGGUCCAGGUUCAAGCGCUGCACCCGUGGCGGAUUUGGGCGGCAGAGACGGGUUGCUGAGCCAGGGGCAGGAUCACAUGCAAGCUCAGGCCAGGCUCGCCCCCGGUAGGGCCGAAACCGUCCUCGUCCAUACGGCCCUUGGCCAGAUGCGGCUCGGCCGCGGCGCUACCGGCAGCAGCAGCAGCAGCAGCAACAGUGGCAGCAAGAGAAACAGCUUGUCGCUGCCAGAGACCACCGACCACAGCGACAGCGACCGGCUCAGCCAUGGUUUCGACGUCUAUGCCACUCCCUUCGUGCCCGAGGCGCUCCGAAUUGUCAACUCGCUGCCCAGCAAGAGUCUCUGGAGAACACCGCCGGCCAAGUUCGUCCACUUCAGCCAAUAUGCUGCCAACGCCCUCCGUCUCGUCCAUCUCUUGCCUGCCAUUACUGAUCCAGAUAUCGCCCACUUGCUCUCGCUCGAGACACUCGAACAGGAGCCGCCUCGUCUCACGCAGCACCACUACGAGCGCUUUUUUGCCUUCCACCUUGGACGAGAGAUUCUCAGCCAGCACAAAGAGAACGCUACCUACGCCUUGUUUGGUCACGCCGCCAAGGUCGAUUUUGCGACUAGCACCACUGCACACGUGACCUUGUCAGUGCCCGGCCUGCGCGAGAACAGCCCGUAUGUCGAGGAGGACGACGAGGUAUAUCUGCGCCAGCUCCGCCUCGAUCUUCGGGGCUACCUGCCGCCGGGCUUUUGUCCUUGGACCGAGGUCAUUUACCAUGCCCGCGUGCUUGCUGUGAUGCGGGCCAGGGAAGAGUUGGUCCUCGCCGUCCUAGGCCUUACUCCGGUGUCGAGUGAAGUCAGGCAGCCUCUCCUGCACUUCAACGUCGAGUUCCCCGUGCCGCAGUUUCGCUAUUCUCCCAUGCUCCAUGCUCUCUCCCAGGUGCAAGCCUCGCUACUUAAGGCGAGCCGGACGACAGGCGAGUACCAAAAUUGGCCUGCGGUCACGAUUCCUCGCUCCGAUACCAACCAAUACUGGAUGCAGAGCAUGCUGUUCCCUACCGAAGCUGACUGCGAAGUUCAAGCCAACGCGCAGUGGGGCAUCCAGGUAAAGGACCGUUACACGCCGCUUCUCAACGCCGAGCAGCGCGUCGCCGUCGAGAACGUGUGCCUCCAGAAUUACGGCGUCGUGCCGUACCUCAUCUCAGGCCCACCGGGCACUGGCAAGACGACUACCAUGAUCGAGAUCGCGCUGCAGCUCGUCAACUGCGUCGCCAACCUCUCGCACAUCCUCGUCUGCGCGCCUUCGGAACAGGCUACAGACGCCCUGGCCGAGCGCCUACGCUGCUACUUUACAAACAGCGAAAUGCUACGCCUCAACCGACCUACGCGCACAUUUGCCGAAGUAUCGGAUACGCUCCUGCCUUAUUGCUGCGUAACUCCAGAGAAUGGCUACGACGUGUUUACUCUGCCACCCUUUGAGCGCCUCAUGCGCUACAAGGUGGUGGUGACGAGCUGCCGCGACGCAUCCAUGCUGCUUCACGCCCGCAUGACCAACUUGGACCUAUAUACCGUGGAGGAGGGUCUGCACAGCCUCGCCCGUACCAUGCAUCCCGCCGUUGAUGCCCCCGCCGUCGUGCCCCAGGCCGCCCAGGCCACCGAGCCCGAGACCUUGGUCCCGAUUAGCGUCGUAGCGCCCCCGAAUGACGCUCCGGAUCUUGUCUUCACGCCCUUGCUCGUCAUGGCCGGCGACGAGCACCAACUGAACCCGCGCACCUCGCUGCAGCAAAGCUCACCGCUGCAGCACUCCCUAUUCGCCCGCCUGUUCUCGCGGCCCGUCUACGCCAACCACCCCCUGGCACGGCGAUUCGUUUAUCCCCUCGAACCCGCUCCGCCUGUACGACUCCCGAUGCUGCGGCCCGCCUUCGCUAACCUCGUGCGCAAUUACCGCUCGCACCCGGCCAUUUUGGCUAUUCCCUCCCAACUCUUCUAUGCCGACACUCUUAUCCCCGAAGCCAAAAUGGAAGACACAGACCGGCUAGUGAAGUGGUCUGGCUGGCCGCGCCAGCACUCUCGGCAGCAACUAGGGCCAGCAGCAGAAUCCACUAUUGGGGGUUUCCUCACCGUGAACAGCCUCUCCGUGGCCAAACAAGACAAGGCUCUUUCCGCAUGGCCCGUGUUGCUGCAUGACAACCUGUCUCCCGACGAACUCGAGCGCGACGGUGGCGGCUGGUACAACCUCGGCGAAGCUCAGCUGGCCGUGAACUAUGCCCAACGCCUCGUUGCUUCGGGUCUGGUCAGGCCAGAGGAAGUGUGCAUCAUGAGUCCAUUCAAGGCUCAAGUGCGCCGGCUGCGCAAAUUGAUGAAAGAGAUCCCCUUGACCAAGAACGGGCAAAGCACGUGGGGCGUCAACAUCGGACCGACAGAGGCGUUCCAGGGCCUCGAGUUUGGCGUCGUAAUCCUGUGUACGACGCGCUCACGGAGGCGCUUUGUUGCCAAGGAUAAAACGUUGGGAUGGGGCAUCAUCGGCAUGCCAAACAAGCUCAAUGUUGCGCUCACUAGGGCCAAGUUUGGUCUUAUUGCGAUAGGUGACCGCAAGUUGCUGGCGGCCGAGGAUCCAGAGGUUUGGGACCCGUUUGUAGGGUUUUGCGAGAGGAAUGGGUUGCUUCAGGGGCUGAAUGGCAGAUGCCAGGCUAGCGUCGGAAAUGGCACCGUGACAAGGAUCGAGCAAGUGUUGCUUGCUUCUGACGGGAAGGCGGCGGAUUGGUCGUCCAUGUUGGCGGGGACGGUGCUCCACUGA